CUUUGGAUGUGAGAUUGGAACAAAUGAAUAAAAACGGAACCCAUUUAACGAGAGAAACCCUAAACCCUAGGGAAUGGAGAGCGGCGAUUACGACGUUGAGACGAAAAGAGAGAAGCUUAAAUCGGUUCUCUCUCAUCUCCUCGCCGAUCCGAUUCUCGCCGACGUUCCGAGGAAUCCAACACUCUCUGAUGUCGUCACUCUUGUCAGUCUUGAAAAGGGAAGCGCUAUGCGUCUCUCCGUCGUCAAGCUCGACGGCUCCUCCCUGGAUGUGGCGGUCAUGAAUUCAGCUACUUUGAAAGAUCUGAAGCUUUUGAUCAAGAAGAAAGUUAACGAAACGGAGCAAGCAAACAUGGGUCAUCGCCACAUUUCUUGGAAACAUGUAUGGUCAAACUUCUGUCUUUCGUGUAAUAAUGAGAAGUUGCUUGAUGAUAAUGCUCUUCUUCAAGAUGUCGGAAUCCGGAACAAUUCUCAGGUGACCUUCAUGCCAUAUGUGAUGAAGAAGGGUCGAGGAAGACACUCAAAGAGGAAGAAGCAUCGUCUCUUUCGUUCACUCCACAAGACUUCUUCUUGAAGCCUUUUAUAUGUUGGUUGACAGUCGUCUCGUCUCAGCAUGGAUGAAAUCAAACUAAUAGAUUACGUCUGUGGUUAUUGCACCUUAGAAUUCACCAGCAGCACAACACGCAGCAGAAACUAGUGGCGUCAAAGACAAUGAUCUUUAUUAGAGUGUGAGAAUAGGUUUAGCUAUAUUUGUAUUCACCCGGUUCAGUGUUAAAACUCUGUAUUUAUCGCUAUAAAAUUACUGGUGUAGCAAUGUGAAUAACAAGCAGAAAACUGCUAUAUUUUCAUUAUUAAUGAAACAAGAAACAAGAAAGUAGUUUGAGCUUCUA
Messenger RNA from Arabidopsis lyrata subsp. lyrata, 887 nucleotides. RefSeq names its product U11/U12 small nuclear ribonucleoprotein 25 kDa protein. Bases 74 to 571 code for a protein of 165 amino acids. NCBI's taxonomy places the organism in Eukaryota, Viridiplantae, Streptophyta, Magnoliopsida, Brassicales, Brassicaceae. The transcript has 5 exons. Gene Ontology annotation, biological process: mRNA splicing, via spliceosome. The record is from RefSeq and is a predicted model, not a curated record. Gene Ontology annotation, cellular component: U12-type spliceosomal complex.